UUUGUAGGCUAACUGCAUCCCUCGUCUGAGAGAUUAAAGAGUGACAUUAUUGUAUACAUUCACAUUAUGCUCACGGCACAAAGCCUGGUGGGAUGCUGUCUGCACACAGCGCUGGGAGGAACCUGCACAUCUGAGCGUUUCAGCGGCUCUGGACACCAUGCGCCCGGACCUGGUGCUGCUCAGCCUGCUGCUCUGGAUGCUCCGUGUGUCCGGACAGAGCAGUCCCAGAGGACAAACGCUGCGUUCCUACAGACACAUCAGGCUGAAACGAGAGAUGUUGCUGGUAGAGGGAACCAACUGUCAGAUCGGCAGGACCUGCGGUCCCCGUCGGCGUGGAUGUUCAGGUUGAGAGCCUGGAUGCCAUUUCAGAAGUUGAUAUGGAUUUUACGAUGACGCUGUAUCUGAGGCACUACUGGAAAGACGAGCGUCUGGCCUUUAAAAGCAACACCAACCAGAGUAUGACUUUUGAUGGUCGUCUGGUGAAGAAGAUCUGGGUCCCUGACAUGUUCUUUGUUCACUCCAAGAAGUCCUUCAUACAUGACACUACCACUGACAACGUCAUGCUGCGAGUCUACCCCGAUGGAAAAGUCCUCUACAGUCUGAGAGUCACCGUCACAGCCAUGUGCAACAUGGACCUGAGUCGAUUUCCUCUGGACACACAGACGUGUUCGUUGGAGAUUGAGAGCUGUAUCACCACGGUGCUCACCAUGUCGACCAUCAUCACCGGAGUCAAUGCUUCCAUGCCCAGGGUGUCCUACAUCAAGGCUGUGGAUAUUUACCUGUGGAUCAGUUUUGUUUUUGUUUUCCUCUCAGUUAUAGAGUACGCUGCAGUGAACUACCUGUCCACACUGCAGGAACGCAAAGAGAGGAAAUUGCGAGAGAAGUUGGCGUGUACCUGUGGCCUGGCUCCUCCUGGCAUGAUGUCAGCCAGCUACAGUGAGGUGGAUGCCAACACUACAGGGAACUAYGACAUGCUGGAGGGGAACAGGGUUAGACGGGAGACCAUGCUGGUUGACCUGGCAAUGGAGAGUGACCAAGUGACGGGCCAUGUUGGCUCCAGGGCUUACAGCAGCGUCUGGAUCGACACACAUGCCAUCGACAUGUACUCCAGGGUCAUCUUCCCUGGAGCUUACAUCCUCUUCAAUAUUAUCUACUGGUCUAUUUAUUCUUAAUGCAGUCUCACUGGGCUGCAGAUGUUGCUGACUAGUUGGCAAACAGCAUUCUCAGGGGAGUUUCCAAAACGUCUCAAUGUUUGCUGGGGUUUUCAAAGGUUUUUCCAGUUUUCCUACUUGAGUCACAGAAUCAUGCAGUCCUGUAGCUUGAUAUGUGAACAUGAACAAAAAAAAAACCUAAUUCUCUCAGUCAAAGAACUGUAUGGACGCUCUCCUCUGUGUCCAGGUCUUACCAUGCCAAUAAUAAAUAUACGUUUUUAGAAAGAAA
Molecule: messenger RNA, 1440 nt
Organism: Austrofundulus limnaeus
Lineage: Eukaryota; Metazoa; Chordata; Actinopteri; Cyprinodontiformes; Rivulidae
Product: gamma-aminobutyric acid receptor subunit rho-1
Biological process (GO): monoatomic ion transmembrane transport
Cellular component (GO): membrane
Molecular function (GO): extracellular ligand-gated monoatomic ion channel activity; transmembrane signaling receptor activity
Source: RefSeq, a predicted model, not a curated record